AUGAAGUUUCCCAUCGAACCAACCCCCAGAAACAAGUUCCGCUUGGACAUUGUAUUGGGAGUGCUCAUUCUGAUCACAUUAAUCCUGGUCAUUGCCCGAGUAGCGGACAAGGGCACGCCUUCAACGAGAACAAACACCUGGGGCAUUGCCGUGACACUCAAGUCCGCAGUUUUCCUAGCAUACCAAUUGCUCACAGGGCACGUGAAGCGCUUUCAAAGAUGGGCCAGCGCAAAAGUCGACAAGAUCCUUGUCAUGAUUGACACUGUUUUCUACUUUGCCUUAUUCAUAAUCAGCAUUAUGGGAGUCAAAGGUGCACAUUCUACGAGCAGUAAAGCCCUCGGUGUGAUUGUGGUAUUGCUUUCAAUUGUCUUGUGCUUCCUGGACUGCAUUCAAUGCUAUAUCUGUAUAGUGAUUCGGAAAGAUGAGAAGCGAUACGGUCGCACCCCGACUGCUCGAUCUACAAAGAGCUCAACAUCGAGUGUUUGA
Molecule: messenger RNA, 486 nt
Organism: Penicillium oxalicum
Lineage: Eukaryota; Fungi; Ascomycota; Eurotiomycetes; Eurotiales; Aspergillaceae
Exons: 3
Coding region: 1-486 (161 amino acids)
Source: RefSeq, a predicted model, not a curated record